GUGCCCAUCAGGUCGUUCUGGCCCAUGGCGGCGGCGGCGGCGGGAGGGCUCGGCUCCGGCUCGGCUCCGGCUCCCUCCCGUGUGGCGCUGGCGGCGGCUCCUCCCCCUCCCGCUCCCGCUGCGGCCUCCACAGGAAGUGGCCUCGGCCUCCUCGGCGGCGGCGGCGGCGGCGGCUCCUGCUGCUGCCACGUAGGCCAAGCCUUAAAGGGGCCGCAGCUCAGCCCGGCGCCUGGCCUGGGGGAGGGGGCGGCCCUUAAAGGGCCCGCGGCGGACUCGGGCUUCCGCACUAGGCCUGGGCUAGGCCGGAGCGGGUUAUACAAACAUUGAAGCAUGGUGCCUUGGGAGUGAAUGUAGUGGUGGUAGAAAGACACAAACUGAAAUCUACUAAGCCUGUAAGA
Molecule: messenger RNA, 398 nt
Organism: Phascolarctos cinereus (koala)
Lineage: Eukaryota; Metazoa; Chordata; Mammalia; Diprotodontia; Phascolarctidae
Source: RefSeq, a predicted model, not a curated record